UUCUGCCUUUGACACGAAAACCGGGUUGCGUGUGGCUGUAAAGAAGCUGUCCCGACCAUUUCAGUCCAUCAUCCACGCCAAAAGGACCUACCGAGAGCUGCGGCUACUUAAGCACAUGAAACACGAAAAUGUGAUUGGCUUGUUGGAUGUGUUCACCCCUGCCAAGUCCUUAGAAGAAUUCAAUGAUGUGUACUUGGUGACACACCUGAUGGGAGCAGAUCUGAAUAACAUUGUGAAAUGCCAGAAACUCACCGAUGACCAUGUGCAGUUCCUCAUAUACCAGAUUCUUCGGGGACUGAAGUACAUCCAUUCAGCUGACAUAAUACACAGGGAUUUAAAACCUAGUAACCUAGCUGUAAAUGAAGACUGCGAGCUGAAGAUCCUGGAUUUUGGCUUGGCCCGACACACGGACGAUGAGAUGACCGGGUACGUGGCUACCCGGUGGUACAGGGCUCCUGAGAUCAUGCUGAACUGGAUGCAUUACAACCAGACAGUUGAUAUUUGGUCAGUGGGAUGCAUUAUGGCUGAGCUGUUGACUGGAAGAACGUUGUUCCCUGGUACAGACCAUAUUAACCAGCUUCAGCAGAUCAUGCGUCUGACGGGAACACCCCCUGCCUAUCUCAUUAACAGGAUGCCCAGCCACGAGGCAAGAAACUACAUUCAGUCUUUGUCUUACAUGCCGAAAAUGAACUUUGAAAAUGUGUUUAUUGGUGCCAAUCCGCUAGCUGUGGACUUGCUAGAGAAGAUGUUGGUGCUGGAUACGGACAAACGAAUUACCGCGGCGGAAGCGCUGGCUCACGCCUACUUUGCUCAGUAUCACGACCCGGACGAUGAACCAGUGGCAGACCCCUAUGACCAGUCUUUUGAAAGCAGAGAACUUGAGAUUGAAGAAUGGAAAAGCCUGACGUACGAUGAAGUCAUCAGCUUUGUGCCGCCACCGCUUGACCAAGAGGAGAUGGAGUCCUGAGAAACUGCUCUCUUCUGUUUGUCCCACUUCACUGUGAGGGGAAGGCCUUUCCAUGGGGACUCUCCGAUUAUCGUUCAAGUGCCUCGUCACGACAAUAUUCUCCUUGGUGGAGGGGUUUUGUGUGUGUUGAAUUGGGGAGGGUGGGGGGAGGGAAGAAAGCCGAGUCUAUGUAAACAUGCUGCAUGCUCUCUUGUAUUCUGUGUACAGCCUGGGGCAAGCCUCUGAAGACCUGUUCUGACUGCUCCUCAGUCCUUCCAGAGCAACAGUGCUCAAGCAGUUUGCACUGCUGGGGCAAGGUGCGGAAAGCUGACGUUUAGAAUUCGGUUACAAUCGUUGCCGUUUAUCAAUUCUUCUACCAUUAAGUAACCUCAAAACGAUGGAAGUUGUUUCACAGGCUUAGAGAGUCCUCUUCUGUUCUUCAGGACUGAAGGUGGGGUUGAGGGAUGUUCUUGUUCAAUGCCAGAUGGCUGAU
Messenger RNA from Leptosomus discolor (cuckoo roller), 1439 nucleotides. The record is from RefSeq and is a predicted model, not a curated record. Lineage: Eukaryota; Metazoa; Chordata; Aves; Leptosomiformes; Leptosomidae.